CUUGCAUUUGCAUAAAUCUUGCAUAAGUGGCGUGGUAGCAUCGGAGGUAUUUUUUUUAUGCAUCUGCCGACGCCAAUUCAUCGGCCCCGGUCCCGCUGACUAAGGCUUCGAACUACAGCCCAUUAAUCAUUCUACAUUUCAUCAUUAUACAUAUAGGUACCAAGCAAACCUCAACCUCUACCGUCCCGAUCUGACCUGCCAUCUUCGAUCGCCGAGCGCCAAUCGCAAAUAUGUCAGGCAAGUAUGCUUUUACGAAGGCCCUGAAGGAGGUUCGCUUCCUGUUCUGCCACACUGGAGAGGGUAGUGCUGCGACGAGGACAUUCCUGAAUCGAGCAUAUCCCACGAUGAAGAAGAACAAUCCAUUCACACCUAUCCUCAUACGAGAAGCUUCCGGCACCUUACCCAAGGUCUACGCCAGAUAUGAGUUUGGAAAGGAGAAGAGCCAGUCGCUAGAGGGUACUACAUGGACUCACGUGGAUGUUAGGGAAGUACGUGCUGACAAUGAUGCUACAGGACUCACGGAUAAGCAAAUCGAAGACACGGUUGCACAGUUGGUCAAAAGCGAGACUACAUGAACACUUCACUUAUAGCUGGCGUUAUGAGAAAAAAGUAAUUAUUCAUAUUGCUUGAGAUGUUACCAUAAUGAGAACAAGACCCUGCCGAAAAUAGAAACUGCUUGUGCACUCUUAUUCUAAUUCUUGUUUUUGUUUUUGUUUUUGUUUUUGCUACCUAUUAUUAAUGAUACUACAGUACAGGUUCAGAUAAUUCAUAAUAAGAGAGUAUAGUUAUAUUGAGUCCCACGAUACGAUAAGGUACCUAGACUG
This is a messenger RNA of Daldinia decipiens, 824 nucleotides long. Its product is annotated as NADH dehydrogenase, alpha subcomplex, subunit 2. Bases 231 to 575 code for a protein of 114 amino acids. The transcript is spliced from 3 exons. The record is from RefSeq and is a predicted model, not a curated record. NCBI's taxonomy places the organism in Eukaryota, Fungi, Ascomycota, Sordariomycetes, Xylariales, Hypoxylaceae.